Mesoplodon densirostris (Blainville's beaked whale) is the source of this 1269-nucleotide messenger RNA. RefSeq names its product cytochrome P450 1A1. The record is from RefSeq and is a predicted model, not a curated record. Gene Ontology annotation, molecular function: iron ion binding; steroid 17-alpha-monooxygenase activity; heme binding. The transcript has 5 exons. Lineage: Eukaryota; Metazoa; Chordata; Mammalia; Artiodactyla; Ziphiidae. Bases 1 to 1269 code for a protein of 422 amino acids. Gene Ontology annotation, biological process: progesterone metabolic process; hormone biosynthetic process.
AUGUUCUCUGUGUUUGGACUCUCCAUCCCCAUCUCGGCCACAGAGCUUCUCCUGGCCUCUGCCACCUUCUGCCUGGUAUUCUGGGUGGUCAGGGCCUGGCAGCCUCGGGUCCCUAAAGGCCUGAAGAGUCCACCAGGGCCCUGGAGCUGGCCCCUGAUCGGGCAUGUGCUGACCUUGGGGAAGACCCCACACUUAGCCCUGUCGCGGCUGAGCCAGCGCUAUGGAGACGUGCUGCAGAUCCGCAUUGGCUGCACACCCGUGCUGGUGCUCAGCGGCCUGGACACCAUCCGGCAGGCCCUGGUGCGGCAGGGUGAUGACUUCAAGGGCCGGCCUGACCUCUACAGCUUCACCUUAGUCGCUGAUGGCCAGAGUAUGACCUUCAACGCAGACUCUGGACCAGUGUGGGCUGCCCGGCGACGUCUGGCCCAGAAUGCUCUCAACUCGUUCUCCGUUGCCUCAGACCCGGCUUCCUCGUCCUCCUGUUACCUGGAAGAGCACGUGAGCAAGGAGGCCAAGUACCUCAUCGACAAGUUCCAGGAGCUUAUGGCAGGACCUGGGCGCUUUGACCCCUAUAGGUAUGUAGUGGUGUCAGUGGCCAAUGUCAUCUGUGCCAUGUGCUUUGGCCGACGCUAUGACCAUGACAACCAAGAGCUGCUUAGCAUAGUCAGCCUGAGUAAUGAGUUCGGGGAGGUGGCUGCCUCUGGGCACCCAGCCGACUUCAUCCCUAUCCUCCGUUACCUGCCCAACACUGCCCUGGAUGCCUUCAAGGACUUGAAUCAGAGGUUCUACAUUUUCAUGCAGAAGAUGCUCACGGAACACUAUAAAACGUUUGAGAAGGGCCACAUUCGGGACAUCACAGACAGCCUGAUUGAGCACUGUCAGGACAAGAGACUGGAUGAGAAUGCCAAUAUCCAGGUGUCAGAUGAGAAGAUCGUUAAUGUCGUCAUGGACCUCUUUGGAGCUGGGUUUGACACAGUCACAACUGCCAUCUCCUGGAGCCUCAUGUACCUGGUGACAAGCCCCAGCGUGCAGAAAAAGAUUCAGGAGGAACUGGACACAGUGAUUGGCAGCGCACGGCAGCCCCGGCUCUCUGACAGACCCCAGCUGCCCUAUUUGGAGGCGUUCAUUCUGGAGACCUUCCGACAUUCCUCUUUCAUCCCCUUCACCAUCCCCCACAGUACCACAAGAGACACAAGUCUGAAUGGCUUUUACAUCCCCAAGGGGCGUUGUGUCUUUGUAAACCAGUGGCAGAUCAACCAUGAACAGUAA